AUGGAAAAAUAUCCCCACCGUAUGAACUUUAACAAGGGCAUCCUAGAAUCCAGGAGGCUGCAUUACAAGCACCUAUACAAACUUCUUAGGCCGAUUCCACUGAAUACACCAACGGAAAUCGAACUCACGCCACGGCUGUCUAUCCGUGUCACUCUCUUUGAUGCGAACCACUGUACUGGUGCAGUAAUGUUCCUCAUAGAGGACGAUGAAAAAGCUAUUCUCUAUACCGGUGAUAUACGUGCGGAAUCAUGGUGGGUUAACAGUCUUGCCCGCAACCCACUCUUAGUUCCAUAUGCACUUGGUGGAAAGCGUCUGGACAAGGUAUACCUUGAUACUACCUUUGCUCGUGCACAGAAUCUCCAAUAUCAUUUUCCAUCCAAAGCUGAGGGUCUGGCGGAGCUAUUGCAAAAAGUCAGCCCUUAUCCGGAGGACACUGUCUUUUACUUCCGAGCUUGGACGUUUGGCUAUGAAGAAGUGUGGAUGGCUCUCAGCGCCGCUCUAAAUGCCAAAAUCCACGUGGAUCGAUACCAACUAGGACUCUAUCGAUCUGUCAGCCUCGCCCGCGGUGGCAACGAAGUAUCAGCUUUGUGCGGUUUUGAACUUGGGAACAGGUUUGUCCCAGGGUGUCUCACUGACGAUGAAAACUCGCGCAUUCACAGCUGCGAGUGUGACUUACCCUGCUCCAUCGCCAGAUCAGAGAAAACGGUCUACAUCGAACCAAUAGUAGGCCGUUUGCAGGAUGGUUCGCAGUUGCCCGAGGUUGGUAUUGGCGGUGGAGCAGGCGAUCUUUAUCAAGUGCAUGAACUUGAGCUGCCCGAUCAGGCCUCAUUAGAGAAGUUGGAGAAGUUGUGUCUGGAACGAAUUCAUGACAGUCGGGUGCUAUCUCAGACAAGGAAUGCUCUAUUCGCGGCCUUUCGAUCGAAAAGCAAGUCGCUCUCGCUGGAUAACUACGGAAUGAAAAACGAUACGGACAUUCCUCUCGAGAAGUUGAUUAGCAUCUUGUCUCGUGGCCACACGGACAAAGGCUCGUCUGCAGACGUGAAAGACGAAGCAGGCAACCGGCUUCCAAACAUCAUACAAUUUCCCUACUCCCGCCAUUCAUCAUACAACGAACUAUGCGAGCUGGUCUCUGCAUUCAGGCCCAAAGAUGUCUACCCCUGUACAACCGACCCUCUAACUUGGGAUGAUGGCACCUCAAUCCAGUCCCUUUUCGGACACCUCUGUUCUGGAGACCACUUCUCCCACGAUACUCAUAUGCGGGAGGCAAUCGCCAAUGACGAGGAGCUACCUCGUUCGAGGAAAAGAGCCCGUUACGAUGAGGGAUCCUCGCCGCAAGCAAGCCAACAGUCCAGCUUCGCGGAUAGCGAUUUUAUCCUUAGCAAUUCAUUUGCCAGCACCCAGAGACACGUCAAAAGGCCAAAGCCAUCAACUUUCCCAGUUAAACACUCCACCAAAGACUUCUCAUCUUCAUCGUCAUCAAGAGGACUUCUUCCCUCAUCCAUGGAAACGAUCCACGAAACUCAUGUUAAUACCAAUCCAAACGAGCCCCUCAUCGUCCCUGAACCAACUCUUGAAACUGAACGAGCCAAGCGCGAUGGAAUCCGUCGCGCUUGGUACUUUCUACGCUCCAACAUGCUAGGCACAUCACACCUCGGUCCACUUCCAUCAUCAUGGCCAACAGAGGAAGACGAUGGUCUGCAAAACAAGGACAUAAACGCAAACAACAGCGAUUCCAAAAACAAAAUUAUUAUAGAAACACACCUACCAACAUCAACCACUCCGUCCCCAUCUCCUCCACCUCCAAACCCAGACACCAUGGACCUCGACACGGAUACCACCCACCAAACUGAAAGUCAACAAACAAAUCCCCUCUCCAUUUCCGAGUCCACCUUUGCUUCGUUCUCUUCCCAGGAUCUAGAACAGCAGGAUGACCCAAAAACGACGAAAACAGCGGAAUCAUCAACUUCGCGCAGACGCAGUCGCAAGGCAGCGUAUCUAGCAGCACAGGCAGACACCUAUGAAGCGUGGAAUACUAUAUCGCUUGUUUCGGCGGGGAAUAAUCAUACUGAGCCGGAGAUAGAGCUAUGA
Messenger RNA from Aspergillus chevalieri, 2088 nucleotides. RefSeq names its product putative DNA repair protein. Gene Ontology annotation, molecular function: damaged DNA binding; 5'-3' DNA exonuclease activity. Lineage: Eukaryota; Fungi; Ascomycota; Eurotiomycetes; Eurotiales; Aspergillaceae. The coding region runs from base 1 to 2088 and encodes 695 amino acids. The transcript is spliced from 5 exons. Gene Ontology annotation, biological process: interstrand cross-link repair; protection from non-homologous end joining at telomere; double-strand break repair via nonhomologous end joining. The record is from RefSeq and is a predicted model, not a curated record.